GUUGUUUCCUCGACGUCAUCCAUUUUCUUCCGUCUCUUGGAAACUCUACUUUCCCAGCUUCUUGUUUUUAAACCAUGUACAACGAAACAAUAUACCCUUUUAUCUAAUAUAAAUACAAGUGUUGGCAGACUCCAGCGGGAACUUUCUACAGCCGCCAUGGAGUGUUCGAAGUUCGACGAGUACGUCAAGCGGACAGCUUCGGCAAAGGAGACGCAGCUUUUAUUCCGAGAACUUGAGACUCGUGUUAAGAAUCCACUGUGGCUUCAGGGCCGCACGCUGUGUGACCGGGUCAUCAGGGCCUGUAACCAUCAACUUGGACUUGGAUCCCUGGACUUGGAGCACAUUAGCCAGCUGGUAAAACUGGUGGAGCUCGCCCUCCGUGGCUACGAUAUGCCUGCUUGGACCCAAAACAGUCCGUUAUACAUGGAAAAGAUCCUUUUCCAUAUUGUUAAAAAGCUAAGCUCACUGCAAGUCCACAGUCUGUGCAGCCAUGUUGCGGCAUUGCUUCAUGCCAGGCUUUCCCCGAUGCAACGGGUUGACACCUAUGACGUUGUGGUGCGGAGCUGCUUCUCAGUCCUCUGGAACGGACUCGCUGGUACUGCAGUGGACCAGAAGAGCCUCAGUCGCAAAGACAAACUCCACUGGCAGUUCCAAGCCCUCAGCUUCCUUCUGUUAUUGGACAAAGAAAGUGAUACUGCUUCCAUUUCCAAGGCUGCUGUGUACACAGAGCAUGCUGUCAGUGAAUUUGCCAAAACUUGUGAAGCACCGAGCGAAGACAUGGUUUCAUUUCUUCUCCAAGAAAUGCAUGCACUUUUGUCCCAGUGUUGGGCCCUUGAUGGAUCUCAGCAUACCAUGACUACAGCCAGUGUUUAUACGCUGUUUGAAAUGGUGUUGAUUACCAUUAAGACGCUAUGUAAAGGUGGCCAGUACAGCCCGGCCUCCGUAUUUCUGAACGACAUUAGGGUCAAGAUGAGAAAUGCUGCAGAUGGUCAUGCUGCAGCUCUGGAGCUUGGGAAAUGGGCGAUAAAAAUGUGCUCUAUGAAGACAUCAGAAGAGAGGCUGGAUCAGGCUUUGAGAGAGUGUGCCAGGACCUUGAGGUCUCUUCCCUGCAAUGUGGGUGGCCGAGAAGCUCACUGUGUCCUGGAAGGAUGUGCACUGGUGACGUGGGCUGUGGAAAGUUGUCACAAGAAGGGAUUUAGUGGCACUGUGCUGCUGGCCUGCUUUUCUUUUCUUCAGGAGCACCAAGACCUGAUGAUAAGGAUCCUGCAGAAGAGCUCAGCGAUCCAAAGUGAGCGCAGCAGACUGCAAGAGGAACUUUGCUUCAAUAUUCACCAAGGCUUCGUGUUGGCCUAUAAGAGCUUGGUGGAGUCACAGCUGGAGGACGGCAAUACGCUGGCCAGAGUGCUGCUGUACUGCCAAGCCACGGCUGGACGCAUGACAACCGAGCUGUCCAACGAAAACCAUGCCAUCAAAGCAGCGAUUGCAGUCAGCAACCUGGCCAGUGGCUUGUACAACCAGCGUCUGUAUGACCAGGCUUUCACACUGGUUGAGAUCCUGUGUCACCAUAUAAGCAAGAACAGCCUCGCCUCACUCUCUGUUGACAGGCUCAGCCGACCCUUCAUGCUGGCCGUGCAGACGUCUCGGAAAGCAGGACACCUGGAGAGGGCGCUGGACUGGGUGAUCCUGUGGCUCAAGGCGCUGGGGGACAAAAUCACUUUGCAUAUGACAGAACCCAUCUCUCUGUGGGUGAAAGCCAAGAUGGACGCAGCACGCAACUCUCAAGAGGACAUCCGACUCAGGACAAUACGUGAUGGUUUUGGUCCUGGUGCUCUGGAUGAAGGCGUGCUACUGUUCCUUCUGGACGAGGAGCUGCGAUGCUACAAGGAGGAAGCGGGUGACACGUCUCACGAGCGAUACAACACGCUUUGCGAUCUGCUUGACAUCUGUCAUGAGGAGAGCCCCCACACCCAUCUGCGUGCCGUCUACCUCUGUGAAAUGGCCCAGGUUGUUUGUUUCCAGGAUUUCAGUGAGCAGACAAAUUGUACAGCUGUUGAUUUUACCCAUGAAGCUUUACGGCUCCUGGAAGAGGAAGCAGAGACCCCUGAAAAUGCUGAGAGCCUGAAGGACGCCAAAGCCCACGCUUUGCUUUGGCUCUACAUUUGCACUCUUGAGAAGAAUCUUCAGGAGGCUAUUGACAGGGACAGGAAGCUUCAGGAGAUGCGUCAGCAGUCUCCAUGCGUACAAAACCCGAUCGGGACCAAUGACUUGGAUUAUGAAGACAAGCAGAAAAAUGAGGACAGCAUCUUGGUGUACGACAACCUGCAUUUCAGCUUGGCUGCACACAACAAAUUGUGCCAACCUUUGGAAAAGGCGCUGAAUGAGUGGGCUGCUCUUCUACACGCUGGGCUUCUGCCUUCUGUGAGGAACCCAAAGCAGACCUGCAGCUCUAUUGUGAUCGCUGCGUCUCUCCUCAGACUAAUGGGAAAGCCUCUGAAAGCUUUGGAAGCCUAUCAGCUUGCUGUCAAACUUUCCCGCCAACUUGCCGACACCCAGGGAGGUGUGAGCUCCCUCUGUCAGUCAGCCAGCCUCCUCUUGGAAAUGGGUGCCACGGAACUGGCUUUGGCCCAGAUUGAACAAGCAGAGAAAAUUGCUUCUGAUACCAUCAGUGAGGGACCUUCCUCUCUCUCCCUGCUGCUCAUUCUACUGAGAGCUCAGUAUUGUUACAGCACAGGACAGGUGUCUCGUGGGGUGGCGUAUCUGUGUGCCGUGCUUAAAGAGGCCAAUGAGCAGCGGCAUUGUCGGAGUUGGUAUUUACUGCGAGCUCAAGCACUUCAGCUCUGCAGCUCCUACCUGAGUUUGGACACAAGUUCACUGCCACAAAGCCAACGGAGCUGCAUCACACAGCAUGGUUUCCAAAGCCCAGAUGCUGCCUUAUAUGAAAGCCUCAAGCUCCUCAGCGGCCUGCUGCUCACUUUAGUGGGGAAAUUCUUAUAUGGACCCAAUGGAAAUGGCUCAGAUGUGCGCUUCAUUGACAACGGAAGUAACCUUGUCUUUAAAUGGCGGCUGCUGUGGGAACUUUUGAACUGUGCAAAGAAAAUGGUUGUGCUGAGGGCCAGCUGUGGUGCUGUUAACGAUGCCAGGCUCCAGUGCCAAGAAGCUCUCAAACUGGCCACCAAGCUGCAAGCGCUCAGCCAGUGUGCGGAGCUGUUGGUGGUGAAAGCUGAGUUGGAACUGAUGCAGGGGGAGCGAGAAGAAAGUGGAUUUGAUUUAGACAAAGUCAGGAACCUUCUGGAAGGUUGCACAGAUUUUCCAGCCACAGAGUGCAAGCCAGAGGUUAAAAUCAAACCAAGGAAAGGUCGUCCAGUGCAGAAAGUUCCGUCUCCAUCACCUGUGGUAAAAGAUGACCUGAAGGACAUCCUUAGUACGAGGUGGACUCUCAAAGAACCAGUAGUGUGGGACCAGGGAAGCUCUCCACGUCUAAAAGCCGUACCUUUUCCUUGGCUGUCGUGCAUCACACACAAACCCGGCUGCCAGUGCUCCUGCUGCUCAGAACCACUUCUGGGCCGGGUUGCCGCCCUGUGGGCAGCUGUGCAGGCGGAUACAGUUCUCCAACUGGACCCUUCUGAGGCCAAAGUGGGCUUUAAACUUUACUGGGCCACAUUAGCUCGUUGUAAGACCAUCACUGCCAACCUUGAGGCUAAAUUAGCUGAACUUUUCUCCGUGUCUGGUCCCACCAAAAGCUCCCUUAAACCCUACCUGAUCCACGACGUGGUGGGCCGCGUCUACCUUCACUUGGCUUUUUCUGGGCUGGAACCCAGGCACACUAAGUUCUGCAGUGUAUGGAAAGUACUAGAAGCUGGUUUGGCAUUUGUUGACUUCGUGUCUUCUCCAGAACUCAGAACGGUGAGAGCCGGUCUGAUGGCAGCCAAAGCUGAGUUGUCGCUGGUUGCCAUGUCUGCCAAAAAGGGCUGCAGACGAGAGGAGCUUUUCUCUAAAGUGUGGACUUGGAGGGCACCAAAGUAUUUGAAAGAGCUUAAAUGCGAAAACCAAACCACACUGAAGGAGACAAAAAGUGUGAAGAAGCCAAGAAAUGUCAAGGUUGGCGAGCCAAGGAGCCAGCUAACACGGCCCACAGCUAAAGGGAAGGGUCUGCUUCCCGUCACUCCAGUCACCAAGUUCUCUGCAAGUGAGCUUAGUGCUUUUGAUUUCAACGUGGUGGCACCCUCACUGACCUUUACUCCAGUUCCCAAGGCCAAAGCCCUGACCUCGGCGCAAAAGGCACAGAGGACUGCCUGUAAGCUGCAGUUCCAAGUCUUUGAUGAGUCCUUGCCAGCUCGAGACAAAGCUCAUGUGGCGCCCCCUGCCCCACGACGUGCUAAGAAGUCUCGCUUCAAGGUGGCGUUUAGUGACGAGAGCGACACAGAGAACAAUGCUAAGCAAGAAGCCGCUGAGAGGCGUUCCAAGAAAAGAGCCGCCAUCAGACAAGCCACUCUCAAAACUAAAGCUGCCUCGGCUGCCCCCGCUGAGAAAAGCAGACCCAGCCGGCAGACGAGGAGCAAGAGCACCGCUCUCCCUCGGGACACCUCCUCAGAAGAUGAAAGUCUGCUGCGUAAGCCUUCCUCCACCAGGCGGGGACGAGCCAGGAAUGUGUCCAGCAAGGAGGUGGAGUCGGAGGAGGGGCCAGAGAAAAUGAGGGCCAUAGAGGAGGAGUCGAAUGAAGUUCUGGACUUCCGCCUUGAGGACUUAAGGACGUCAGACACUGAGGCCGAAGAGUGUCCUGCUGCAGACGUAGAUUUGGAGGUCCUGCGGAGGGAUUUGUGUUGUGAUUUUGACAGAUAUGACUGGCAUGACCAGAGGAGUGGAUGUAAAGCCAAAGGACCUCAAACUCAUCUUCCUCAUCCGGACACCAGGCCAGACAAUCUCUCAUUGGAGGAUAUUCAGGCGUUACUCCGCUCAGCCUGGUUGAGCGUUCAACACUUCCCCCCUCCCAGCAUUUUUCCAAGCCUGUGUUCCUUCCUGGCACUAUCCACGGGACAGCAGGACCCCGUCACUACUGCCAUGCUUCAUUCCCAGUCUUUGGGCAUCACAAGCAGGCAUCGUACCAUCAGGCAUCUAUCCAGCUGUGUCCAAAAGCUGAAAAAGGUGUCCAAUGAGUUAGCAGAUGAAAUGGACAGCCUCACUCUGGAUGGUUCCAGUCUUGCUACCAACACAGCACAAAGAUUGUCUCAGCUGGAGAACAUCUUUUCCUUCCCUACGGCAGACUCUUCAGCCUUCCCCCAAAGCCACUGCCAACACUUUGUUCAACAGCUUCAGCACCUCCCUUCAGAUGUGACAGUGUGCGUGAUGUCCGUGAUUGGAGGAAGACCACAGGAAAUGGGAGAAAGCAUCCUCCUGUCACGUCUCCAGAAGGGAUCUACUCCUGUCACCGUGCACAUUCCCACUUCCACUGAGCCACACUCUAUUAGAUGCUCUGUCCAGGAGAUGGACAGCAUUCUAGUGGAACAGAAGGCUCUGAACGGUGUGUCUGAUAAAGCUCUGUGGUGGGAGGGCCGCAGGGCCCUUGACUCUCGAGUGGAGCAACUGCUGAAAGCGAUGGAGCUCUUACUAGGAUGCUGGAAGAGCCUUCUUCUGCCGCGUACGUCAGAUGCCAAGCUCGCCACUCAGGCCAAGCACCUUUGCAACAUAUUGCGUGCAAAGGGAGUGACAGCCAGUGAGGAGAUGUUAGAGACCGUGCUGUGUGCCACCCCUGUGCUCUCCCAAAAAGACUGGAAAAGCUUUGCCCUGGGAGUUUGUCCCCAGUGGGAUGACGAGUGUGAGCAGCUUCUCCACUCAGCUGUUUUGCAGCUUGCAGGUAGAGAGGAGCCGUGUGGACAUGUGGUUCUCAUUCUGGACAAGUACCUGCAGAGGUUGCCCUGGGAGAGCAUCUCCAUCUUAAGGUCUCGCUCUGUGAGCCGCAUGCCCUCUCUCCAGUCAUUGAUUGCUUUGAGCAUCCAGAAAGAGAGCGAGCAUCAGCCUAUCCUGAAGCACGGCGUAGACACGACCAGCACAUUUUAUCUUCUGGACCCUGAUGGAAAUUUAGGACACACACAGGAGCAUUUCAGAGAGUUGUUUAGCAGCAAACGGGACUGGGAUGGUGUGUGUGGACGUGCUCCCAGAUCGGGCCAGCUGGAGGAAGCUGUUGCAACUAAAGAUCUCUACAUUUUCAUGGGUCACGGCGCAGGCGUACGCUUCCUCGACAGCCGGGCGGUCCUGAAGCGUCCCAUGAGAGCCGCCUCCCUGCUCAUCGGGUGCAGCAGCGCCGCUCUGGCCGUGCGGGGGGAUCAGGAGGGACAAGGCAUCAUCCUCAAUUACCUCAUAGCGGGCUGCCCCUUUGUUUUGGGAAACCUGUGGGAUGUAACCGAUCGGGAUAUCGACCGCUUUGCUAAAGCCUUAUUGGAAUCCUGGUUGUCAUCUGAAUCUGGAAGCGCCCUGCUGGACUAUAUGGGCCCUUCUCGGCAGGCCACACACCUAAAACACCUCAUAGGCGCCGCACCUGUGGUCUAUGGCCUACCAAUCCAUCUGCAGUAGCGCAACCCAGCCAGCUGCAGCACACAUAUUUCAUUUUCUUCCUUUUUUUAUUGUAAAGUACUGCAUUUUUUAUUUAUAACAACUGUUGUUAACAGUGAGUGGUUAUAACAUCUUUACAGAGCGUUUUAUUGCACUUUUUAAUUAACUAACGCUUGCUUGGUGUGUGCGCCACAAACACUCGUUUCCGUGUGUUACUAAUAUUUACUGUAAUGCCACACAACACAUAGUAUUUAAAUCCAUAUUAUCAUGACUUGAACGUUGUUUUUGCAGGGUAGGGCUUUCACAUGUACACAUGUUGUCAUAUCGACUUGUAUGCGUUUUUAACAGUUUUUUUUUCA
Messenger RNA from Dunckerocampus dactyliophorus (ringed pipefish), 6905 nucleotides. RefSeq names its product extra spindle pole bodies like 1, separase (gene espl1). Bases 157 to 6567 code for a protein of 2136 amino acids. Lineage: Eukaryota; Metazoa; Chordata; Actinopteri; Syngnathiformes; Syngnathidae. The transcript is spliced from 32 exons. Gene Ontology annotation, biological process: meiotic chromosome separation; proteolysis. The record is from RefSeq and is a predicted model, not a curated record. Gene Ontology annotation, cellular component: nucleus; mitotic spindle; centrosome. Gene Ontology annotation, molecular function: protein binding; cysteine-type endopeptidase activity.